CCGGCUGGGCCGCGGCAGAGCUGGGAGAGCAGAGCCCGGGCUCGCAGCUCCCCUCGGCCGCCUGAGCGCUGGCAGGGUUCCCGCUGCGCCAUCCCUGACCCCCAGCCGCCCACUCAGCAAUGAGGGUCCUGAGCGCGCGCUUUCGGGUGCUACUGGCCUGCCUCGCCCUGGUGAUCCCUGUCUCAGAGACAAACUUCUUGUCCAAAGAACAUGCUUCACAAGUCCUGGUGAGGAGGCGCCGUGCAAAUACCUUGUUUGAAGAAACUAUGAAGGGCAACCUUGAACGAGAGUGCAUUGAAGAACUCUGCAAUAAGGAGGAAGCCAGGGAGGUCUUUGAAAAUAAUCCCGAGACGGAUUAUUUUUAUCCAAAAUAUUUAGGUUGUCUGGGGGCAUUCCGUGCCGGCUCAUUCCAUGCUGCGAGGCAGUCAGUUAAGGCUUACCCUGACCUCAGAAGCUGUGUCAAUGCCAUCUCAGACCAAUGUGACCCUAUGCCAUGCAAUGAAGAUGGGUAUCUGAGCUGCAAAGAUGGCCUAGCUGCUUUUACUUGCUUCUGUAAGCCAGGCUGGCAAGGAGACAGGUGUCAGUUUGAUGUAAAUGAAUGUAAAGAUCCCUCGAAUGUGAAUGGAGGCUGCAGCCAGGUUUGUGACAACACUCCUGGGAGUUACCACUGCUCCUGUAAAAGUGGCUUUGCUAUGCUGGCAAAUAAGAAAGACUGCAAAGAUUUGGAUGAAUGCGCUGUAAAGCCGAGUGUCUGUGGCACAGCCGUGUGCAAGAACAUUCCAGGCGACUUCGAAUGUGAAUGUCCCGACGGCUACCGAUAUGAUCCCUCGUCAAAAUCUUGUAAAGAUGUCGACGAAUGCUCUGAGAACAUGUGUGCUCAAUUGUGCGUCAAUUUUCCUGGAGGCUACUCUUGUUACUGUGAUGGGAAGAAAGGAUUCAAACUUGCCCAAGAUCAGAAGAGUUGUGAGGGUAUUCCAGUGUGCCUUUCCUUGGACCUUGACAAAAAUUAUGAAUUAUUAUACUUGGCCGAGCAGUUUGCAGGGGUUGUCUUAUAUCUGAAAUUUCGAUUGCCAGAUAUCACCAGGUUUUCAGCUGAAUUUGAUUUUCGGACGUACGAUUCAGAGGGCAUCAUACUGUAUGCAGAAUCUCUCGAUCACGCAAAUUGGCUCCUGAUUGCGCUUCGUGAUGGGAAGAUUGAAGUUCAGUUUAAGAAUGAGUUUUCGACCCAAAUCACAACUGGAGGCAAUGUUAUUAACAAUGGCAUAUGGAAUAUGGUGUCUGUGGAAGAAUUAGACGACAGUGUUAGCAUUAAAAUAGCUAAGGAGGCUGUGAUGAAUAUAAAUAAACUUGGGAGCCUUUUUAGGCCUACCGAUGGAUUUCUGGACACCAAAAUAUACUUCGCAGGCUUACCUCGGAAGGUGGAAAGCGCACUCAUUAAACCGAUUAAUCCGCGACUGGAUGGAUGUAUAAGAGGCUGGAAUUUGAUGAAACAAGGAGCUUUAGGUGCCAAGGAAAUAAUCGAAGGAAAACAAAAUAAGCACUGCUUCCUCACUGUGGAGAAGGGCUCCUACUACCCUGGUUCGGGAAUUGCUCAGUUCAGCAUAGACUACAAUAAUGUGACUAAUGCAGAGGGUUGGCAAAUGAAUGUGACCUUGACUAUUCGCCCCUCCACUGACACUGGAGUCAUGCUUGCUUUGGUUUCUGGGAGCACAGUGCCCUUUGCCUUGUCCUUGGUGGAUUCUGGCUCCGGAACUUCUCAGGAUAUUGUGGUAUUUGUUGAAAAUUCAGUGGCGGCUCGAUUGGAAGACAUAUCUCUGUGCUCGGAUCAGCAAUCCCAACUGAAAUGUAAUGUUAACAGAAAUGGACUGGAACUGUGGACCCCACUUAGAAAAGAUGUCGUUUAUUCUAAAGAUCUUCAAAGGCUACUCGCCAUCUUGGAUAAAGCAAUGAAAAGAACCGUGGUCACCUACCUGGGUGGCAUCCCAGAUAUUUCCUUCAGUGCCACACCAGUGAACGCUUUUUACAGCGGCUGCAUGGAAGUGAAUGUCAAUGGUGUUGAGUUGGAUCUGGAUGAAGCCAUUUCUAAACACAACGACAUUCGAGCUCACUCGUGCCCAUCAGUGAGGAAAAUCCAGAAGAACUUCUAGAGUCGGUUUCCUGUGCUUCUAAUAUCUCUUUUCUUGUUUUAAUUAUGCUCACGUUCCUAUCAUGAGCUGGCAGGUGUUACCUGAGAUGUGCAAUGUAUAAAUAUGAUGUGGUACUUCGUCCUUCAGAUUUUAGUUAUAUAAAUCACAUUUUUGAAAAGUCUUGCACUCAUUGCUGUCUAGAAAUUAAAUAACGAAACACAUGAAACAUUUAAAUUUCGAUUUAUUUCCUAUAAAUGACACUGCUUUAGGUUUUUUAUUUUAUUUUAAAAGUAAGACUCAUCAUCAUGGAACUUGUAUUUAAAUGUCCUGUUUUUCUCAGAAGACGAAUCAGUUAAACCCAAACACAAGCCCACAUGACUAAAUGCUAACAGUUGCAGGGAGACACGGUAUUUUUGUUGUUGCUUUUUGCCCAUGAAAAGUGAUAGCAUACCACAUGUGAAUUGAAUGGAAGGUCUCAAAGCUUUAUUCCAAAGUAAUUCCUUGGGACUGGGGAGAAUGGCUCAUUUAGGCUUCAUUUUUCUUUUACCUGGCUUCACAUUUGAGCCAACACCUUCACUGAAAUAUAGAACAAGGGCAGAGUUUCCCGGGAGCAGCCCGUGAAUGUUGUCUCAAAGGCACUGGUUUCUUUCAGAGACAUCAGGUUAUGCGGUAAGGGGUGUGAACAUUGGGCAGACACGUCUCUCAACCUAGGCUUUAGAGCCCACAAGAUCCGAGUCCGAAUGACGGCUGUCCGUAGUGGUGGGAAGGAGAGUGAAGCCAUCAGGAAAUUCAUCGUUGUCCUUCAUUUUGGGUUUUAAUUACUAUAGGUGGCUUGAAUGUGAUUGUUGAAGUUAAAAAAAAAAAGUGGCGGAAACUAGAGUAGAUUUUUAACAGAAGAAUAAUAAUAAGAGAGAUGCUGGAUAAAGUUACAUGUUCUACCUUUGUAAUGACAGAGGUAUGGGGGUAAGAUUGUCCACUAUUUGAUGACAGUGCAUUGCAAGUGGCUGGCCGCUUUGCUGUUCUUCAUGAAUUGACCAUUUCAGGGGUGCAUCAGACACUUCGUUGCCAUUGGAGAAACUGGAUUUUAUUUUACUGUAGAUAUUUUGCAUCACAUGAAACAUAA
Mus pahari (shrew mouse) is the source of this 3249-nucleotide messenger RNA. It is a transcript of the gene Pros1, whose product is annotated as protein S. The record is from RefSeq and is a predicted model, not a curated record. Gene Ontology annotation, molecular function: calcium ion binding. Lineage: Eukaryota; Metazoa; Chordata; Mammalia; Rodentia; Muridae. The coding region runs from base 120 to 2147 and encodes 675 amino acids. Gene Ontology annotation, cellular component: extracellular region. The transcript has 15 exons.